AUGUUUCAGCUUUGGAAACUUGUUCUUUUGUGCGGCCUGCUCGCUGGGACCUUAGCGUCUUCUGAGGAUGGUGGCAAUGACACAGAGAGUGCUGCAGAUAGCCCGAAGUCUGCUCUUCACAAAGGACUUGAAGCCAUUGAAAAAAACCUUGAUGCUGUCCUUGAGAAACUGAAGGCCAAGCUGGACAUGCUUCAGGAUUCCAAGGUUUGGCAAAUAACCAAGCAGAAGUUCCAGCAAGCUGAAAAAUUGGUGAAUGAUGCCCUUUCUAACAUCUUCUCGGCUCUGGAUGAGGCUUUCGGGUUGACAAUCAGUAAUGCCCACAUUACGGAUGUCAAAGCUGAACUAACUGCUGAUGGCAAAGGCCUUAACCUGCAGCUCCCCGUCACUGCUGACGUCAAAGUCAUCCUGCCUCUCAUUCGCCAGACAGUCAACCUGAAGGCUUCCUUGGACAUCCUGACUACUGUCAAAAUCGAAACUGAUGCCAAGACCGGCGCCCCCACCGUGGUCAUGACAGAAUGUGCCAGCAACCCAGACAGCAUCUCGUUCACCUUGCUGGGCAAACACAGUGUACUGGUCAACAAGUUCGUAGACACCAUGAGCAGCUUCCUGAGCAAGACUGUGUCCUUCCUGGUGCAGAAGCAGAUAUGCCCACUGGCCCGCAUCUUCGUCUCCACCGUGGAUGUGGAUUUUGUUCAGAAUGUCAUCGAUAAACUUCUUCAGGGAGUCCAAGUGACACUCCACCCCUGA
Molecule: messenger RNA, 747 nt
Organism: Molossus molossus (Pallas's mastiff bat)
Lineage: Eukaryota; Metazoa; Chordata; Mammalia; Chiroptera; Molossidae
Gene: BPIFA2
Product: BPI fold containing family A member 2
Exons: 7
Coding region: 1-747 (248 amino acids)
Molecular function (GO): lipid binding
Source: RefSeq, a predicted model, not a curated record